This is a messenger RNA of Osmia lignaria (orchard mason bee), 3372 nucleotides long. Its product is annotated as lysosomal alpha-glucosidase. NCBI's taxonomy places the organism in Eukaryota, Metazoa, Arthropoda, Insecta, Hymenoptera, Megachilidae. The record is from RefSeq and is a predicted model, not a curated record. Gene Ontology annotation, biological process: carbohydrate metabolic process. Gene Ontology annotation, molecular function: carbohydrate binding; alpha-1,4-glucosidase activity.
UUGUAAAUGAAAAUAUUUUGUAUGUAUGAAAGAAUUUUGAGGAAAAAAAGAAGCUGAUACGUAUAAAUAUAAAUCAUCGUUCUAAAAAUAAAAUGUAACGACAAGUUGAGUCGCUAGGUUUCUAUAUAGUUAUAUAUACACAAUGUAAAAAAAAGAAAAGAAAUCGAUCUGGUACAAUAUUUACCAAUAAGGAGAGAAAGAUUAUUAUACUGAUAAAGAUAAUAUUAAAAAGAAAAUGCGGGAGAAUAGGAGAAAAAAAGAUUUUAUGGCACAAAAUGUGGCCUUAAACAAAUACUUGAAAUAUAUAAUACCAUAUGAUUUUUUAAGAUUGAUCAUGAUCAUGAUCAUUAUUGUAUUGUGUAUCUUGCUAUUACUUGUAAGACAGAGAAAAUAUACUAUUAUUGAACAAUAUGAAAUAAAUAUAAUUGUUGAUGACAUAGAUGAAAAGAAACUAUCGGAUACGUUUAUUGUAUCAACCGUUAAGGAAAAAUAUAAGAUUAACGUAACGUUUGUUGAUACAGGAUUUGAAAGUGGUGAAAGUAUGGAAUGCAACAACAUUCCUGUAGCAUUACGCUUUGAUUGUCAUCCCGAAGAAGGAGCAUCAGAAUUAUCCUGCGCAAGUAGAGGUUGUUGCUGGAAUCCAGUUAAUAAAGAAAUUUCCAGAGGAAAACGAAUUCCUCUGAAUGUACCAUAUUGUUAUUACUCAAAAAAUUGGACCAUAUAUAAAUAUGAAAAUUUUAGCAAGGAAGGAAAUGAGUUUACUGGAUUUCUAAAACAGACAAAGGAUUCUUUUUACAAAACUGAUCUACCGAUUAUUAAGGUAGAAGUUAGUUCCGUGGAUGAUUCAAUUUUCCGCAUAAAAAUGUACGAUCCUCUAAAAAAACGGUACGAACCACCAUGGCCUCAUAGAUCGAAUCCUAAACCUUUCAGUGAGAAAAAUGUAAAUGCAAAAUACAAAGUAGAUAUUGAUGAUGUGAAACCUGGUUUCAAAAUAUAUAGAACGUUAGAUGGUACAACCAUAUUCGAUUCUUUUAAUGUCGGAGGUUUUAUAUUUGCCGAUCAAUUUCUACAAAUAAGCGCUCUGUUGCCAACUCAUAAUAUUUAUGGUAUCGGUGAGCAUCGAAGCAAUUUAAAGCUAAACACUAAUUGGCAGUCUUUUACUUUAUUUAAUAAGGAUCAAGAACCGAUGGAGAAUGCAAAUCUGUACGGAUCUCAGCCAUUUUAUUUGAUGAUUGAAAAUUCUGGUAAAUCUCAUGGAGUUCUCUUUCUGAACAGUAACGCUAUGGAUGUGAUAUUGCAACCAACGCCUGGUAUAACAUUUCGAAGCAUCGGCGGUAUCUUUGAUAUAUACUUUUUCCUAGGACCAAGUCCAGCAGAUGUUAUAAAACAAUAUUCCGAAAUAGUCGGCAAACCGUUUUUACCUCCUUAUUGGUCCCUUGGUUUUCACUUGUGCAGAUACGGAUAUAAGAGUUUAGAAAAGACGAAAGAAGUGUGGAGGAGAACCAUAGCAGCGGAAAUUCCAUUUGAUACGCAGUGGAACGAUCUAGAUUAUAUGGAUAAAAAUAAUGAUUUUACGUAUAAUUUGGAUAAAUUUAAAAAUUUGCCAGAAUUUGUGAAUGAACUUCAUUCGAGAGGAAUGCAUUACAUCCCUUUGAUUGAUGCUGGAAUAUCUGGUUCUGAAAUGAACGGGAGCUAUUUACCGUACGAAGAAGGUCUAAAAGAAGGUAUAUUCGUCAAGGACAAUGCAACUAAUCGGCCGUUUGUAGGAAAAGUUUGGAAUUUAGUUUCAACUGUUUGGCCUGACUUUACGAAUCCUAAAACACAAGGUUACUAUCUUCGAAUGAUGAGAGACAUGCAUAACAAAUUUGCGUACGACGGUGCCUGGAUCGAUAUGAACGAACCGUCUAAUUUUUACAAUGGUCGUAAAGAUGGAUGUUUGCAAAAUAAUUUGGAUUAUCCGAAAUACGUGCCUAAUGUUGUCGGUGGUAUACUUGCGACGAGAACUUUGUGCAUGAACGCGAAACAUUACUUGGGAAGUCAUUACGAUUUUCACAAUACCUAUGGAACGAGUCAAGCGAUAACAACUAAUUACGCACUGAGUAAAAUCCGAGGAAAAAGACCGUUUAUAAUAUCCCGGUCAACAUGGUUGGGACACGGACAUUAUGCCGGUCACUGGACAGGAGAUGUUUAUUCGUCGUGGCAUGAUCUAAAAAUGAGUAUUCCUGCAAUUCUGUCGUUAAAUUUUUAUCAAAUACCGAUGGUUGGCGCAGACAUUUGUGGAUUCAAUGGAAAUACGACAGCUGCGUUGUGCAAUCGUUGGAUGCAACUCGGUGCUUUUUAUCCGUUUUCACGUAAUCACAAUUCCGACGAUACGAUCGAACAAGAUCCUGUUGCAAUGGGCGAUUUGGUAGUGAAAUCAUCGAAACGUGCACUUACGAUACGUUAUUGGCUUUUACCCUACCUGUACACCUUAUUUUUUCGGGCACAUAAGUUUGGAGAGACCGUAGCGCGGCCACUGUUUUUCGAAUUUCCCCACGAUUCAGCUACUUACGGUAUCGAUACGCAAUUUUUAUGGGGAAGUUAUUUGAUGAUCGUACCAGUUUUAGAAGAAAACAAGGUAAAAGUAAGAGGUUAUUUGCCCCGUGGUCUAUGGUAUGAUUUUUAUACGAAGAAAGCCUCGUUUUGUAUGGGUAAAUAUUACACGUUGAACGCACCGCUGGACGUUAUACCGUUGAUGAUUCGCGGUGGAUCAAUUUUACCGGUACAGAAAGCAGCCAAUACCACGACAUACAGUAGAAAAAACAAGUUGGAAUUGUUGAUCACGUUGGAUCACGUUAAAGAAGCAAAAGGAGAAUUGUAUUGGGACGAUGGUGACAGCUUAGAUUCGUUUGAAAAGGGGCAAUUUCUGUGGUUGUUGUUCAACAUCAAGAACAAUACUUUGUCGAGUUUUAAAGCGAAAAAGAGUUGGUUUCAAGAGAAAAUGAUGCUCGACAGAAUCGAAAUAUGGGGAAUAACAAAAAAGGUUACGCAAGUUUUGAUAAACGAUCGUAAAAUACCAUUCGAGUACGAUACGAAAGAAAAUCGUUUGAAUGUCAACGAUUUAGAAACGGAUUUGCGAAAGAAUUUUAAAUUGUCUUGGAAAUAAGUUGAUUCUAGAUUAAAUAAUUACAUACGCAACGACUGACAAUGCAUGCUGUAUUUGUGAUUAUAUCAUAAAACGUACACGUACAUCCUGAUUCUGUGGAACGUAAGUAACUUGUGAUAUUAUUACAUGGUAAAUCGUGUUUUUCUGCUUUUGGCGACACGAUAUUUCAUUAUAUAUACAUAUAUACAUAUAUAUAUUUCUAUAUACCGAAAUAAAUACUUUGAAUA